Condylostylus longicornis is the source of this 1176-nucleotide messenger RNA. RefSeq names its product DNA-binding protein D-ETS-3-like. Gene Ontology annotation, molecular function: sequence-specific DNA binding; DNA-binding transcription factor activity, RNA polymerase II-specific. Bases 194 to 991 code for a protein of 265 amino acids. Gene Ontology annotation, cellular component: nucleus. Gene Ontology annotation, biological process: regulation of transcription by RNA polymerase II; cell differentiation. The transcript is spliced from 7 exons. The record is from RefSeq and is a predicted model, not a curated record. NCBI's taxonomy places the organism in Eukaryota, Metazoa, Arthropoda, Insecta, Diptera, Dolichopodidae.
AUUAGCUAUCAAAGCAAUUAAUAGUUAAUCAAAACUUUAAUAUUAAAAUAUUAAUAAUCCCAAAAUUUUAAUAAUUUAAAAUUAAAAUAUUUAAUAAAUAUAACACAAUUAUAAAUUCAACAAAUUAUCGAAUUAUUAAAAAGAAAAUAAUAAAAAAAAAAAUAAAUCACUCAAUUAUUGAGUGAUUUAUAACAUGAUGAUUGAUAUUAAACCAUCACAGGAUUACUUGUCUCGUUCGACAGGAUCAUUUAGUAAUUUUUCAAUGUUAUUCGCAGAUUCUUCAUAUAAGAGCUCGUGGGGCUCCCACAGUUCAUCACAAUCACAAGGUUAUAGUUCAAAUGCAUUGGUUAGUGUUGGUGCAGGAGUUUCAAAAUCAUCAUUAGAUCCACAUACACAUUUAAGACAACCACCAGAUCCAUAUCAAAUGUUCGGUCCGACAAGCAGUAGACUAGCUAGUUCAGGAUCAGGACAAAUUCAAUUAUGGCAAUUUUUAUUGGAACUAUUAAGUGAUUCAAAUAAUGCUGGCUGUAUUACAUGGGAAGGUACCAAUGGUGAAUUUAAAUUAACUGAUCCAGAUGAAGUUGCGAGACGAUGGGGUGAAAGAAAAUCAAAACCAAAUAUGAAUUAUGACAAACUUAGUCGAGCGUUAAGAUAUUAUUAUGAUAAAAAUAUAAUGACAAAAGUACAUGGAAAACGUUAUGCAUAUAAAUUUGAUUUUCAAGGAUUAGCAGCAGCAACACAACCAGCAAGUGAUCCCACCUAUAAAUAUCAAAGUGAUAUAUUUAUGACACCAUAUCAUCAUAGUGCAAAAUUAAGUUCAUUUAUGAGUCCACAUCAUGGUAUGACAUCAUCAUCAGCAUCAAUAUUCCCAGCAUCAUCUUGGGGUAAUUGGGGCAGCCCCGCAACAAAUUUAUAUCAACCACAUUCUAUGAGUCAUGUUGGUCCAUCACAUGUGGCACCUCAUUUGAGCUCAUAUCCACAUUAUGCAUGACCAUCACCAUCUGGUGGAGGUUUUUAAUAGAAAAAAUAUUUAUCUACAUCACCAUUGUGUAUACCACCACCACCACAACCACCACCAGCACCAACAACAGGAUCAGCAGUAACAUCAAUACCAGUAACACAAUGUACAGUAGCAACAGCUACAGCAUCAGCAGCAGCAGCAGCUGUAGCCGCAGC